This is a messenger RNA of Ictalurus furcatus (blue catfish), 5307 nucleotides long. It is a transcript of the gene rabep1, whose product is annotated as rabaptin, RAB GTPase binding effector protein 1. Gene Ontology annotation, molecular function: growth factor activity; GTPase activator activity. The record is from RefSeq and is a predicted model, not a curated record. NCBI's taxonomy places the organism in Eukaryota, Metazoa, Chordata, Actinopteri, Siluriformes, Ictaluridae. The transcript is spliced from 15 exons. Gene Ontology annotation, cellular component: intracellular membrane-bounded organelle. The coding region runs from base 118 to 2346 and encodes 742 amino acids. Gene Ontology annotation, biological process: endocytosis.
GCGCAGUACGCCUCGAUUCUACAAUGACGUUGCCUAGUCUAUGGUCGCUUGUUUUGUUUGGCACUCCCUAGUUUUGUUUCUUCGAGCCGGCGUUUAAAAGUCUGCCCCGGAGAAGCCAUGGCCGAAGAGGCCUCGGGAGCCGCCCGCCCGCCCGAGCACGACGGGCUUCUCCAGCAGCGUAUCGAGGAUCUGGAGCAGGAGCGGGCCGAGUUCCUCAAGCUCAAACAGCAGCUGGAGAUGGAGUUCAACCAGAAGCGUGCCAAGUUCAAGGAGCUCUAUUUGUCUAAAGAAGUGGAGCUGAAGCGUCAGGCGGCAUCUCUGGAGAGCGCCCAGGCAGAGCUGAGCCACCUGCAGACCCAGCUGGCCAAGGCUACAGCCGAGAUGGAGAACAUCAAAGCCGUGGCCACCGUCUCGGAGAGCACCAAGCAGGAGGCCAUCGACCAGGUCAAGCAGCAGUGGCAGGAGGAAGUGGCGUCCUUACAGGCCAUCAUGAAAGACACGUUGCGGGACUACGAGGUGCAAUUCCACCAACGACUGGAGCAGGAGCGAGCGCAGUGGGCGCAGUAUCGCGAAGGGGUCGAGAGAGAGCUGGCCGAACUGCGGCGCCGCCUGUCUGAAGGCCAGGAGGAGGAGAACCUGGAGAACGAGAUGAAGAAGGCCCAAGAGGAUGCUGAGAAGCUUCGCUCUGUAGUGAUGCCGAUGGAGCAUGAAAUCGCUGCUCUCAAGGCCAAGCUGACGAGCGCAGAGGAGCGGGUUAAGGAACUCGAGGCAGCUAAGGUGAAGGAGCUCAACCACGUUCUCGAGGCCGAGAAGUCGUGCCGGACCGAUUUGGAGAUGUACGUCGCUGUCCUCAAUACCCAGAAAUCUGUCCUCCAGGAGGACGCAGAGAAACUUCGGAAAGAGCUCCACGAAGUGUGUCACAUGUUGGAACUCGAGCGGCAGCAGCACAACCAGUUGAAGCACACUUGGCAGCGCGCCAACGAUCAGUUCCUGGAGUCGCAGCGGCUGCUGAUGCGAGACAUGCAACGCAUAGAGAGCGUGCUGAGCUCUGAACAGCUGCGCCAGGUGGAGGAGAUGAAAAGGAGGGACCAGGAGGAGGACGAGAAGGAGCGGCUUAGUCAGGCCCAGGAAGCCGGCGAGGACGAUGGCGCAGACCACACGGAGGCCGCAGAGGACUCUUUCCUCGGUAUUUCCAUAGAGGAGUCCCACCUGAACCACAGCAUCCACAGCUCUAUACACUCGCUGGACGAGGACGGGCCGGACUCCUGCGAUCCCUGUAGAGACGGCCUCCGCCGCGUCCAGUCCACAGACAGCCUGGGCUCGUCCGGAAACGCCCUGCAACCCCAAGGACUCAACCACAAAGCCAAAUCAGCCAGCAACCUGGACGAGUCGGAGUUCGGCCCGCUGGUCGGGGCCGAGUACAACCCCUCCGUCGCACCUUCUAUCGGCUCCCUGCCUUUCCUCCUCACCAAGGACCAGGAGAAGGCCAUCAAGGCCAUGACGCCCGAGCAAGAGGAGACGGCAUCGCUGCUCUCGAGCAUCUCGCAGCGACUCGACGCCACGUACCUGCCUCCAGCCGGCUACCGAUUGGUCAGCGACUUGGAGUGGAACCUUCUUCAGCAGGAGUUGAAGAACGCGGGGAGGAAGUUGGGCCGGCGUUGUGACAUGUGCUCCAAUUAUGAGAAGCAGCUUCAAGUCAUGCAGGGGCAGGAGGCAGAGACACGAGAUCAGGUGAAGAAGCUGCAGGCCAUGCUCCGGCAGGCCAACGAUCAUCUGGAGAGGACGAUGAGCGAGAAGCAGGAGUUGGAAGACGCUGUGAAGCAGGGCCAUGAAGAAACCAACACUAAGGUCUCGGCGCUUAUGCAGAAAGUCCAGGAGUCGGAGACGACGCUGAGCGCGCUCCAGCAAGCCUUCAGCCAGGCCAAGAGGAACACCCAGGAACAGAUGGCUGUGUUGCUGAAGUCCCGGGAACAGGUGGCUGAGGAGCUGAGCAGGCUACAGAGAGACAACGAGAGUCUUCAGGGCAAACACAGACUUCACCUGACGCUGCAGCAGGAGGAGAACUUCCAGAUGCCCACAACCACCCAGGAGCUCCAGUCUCUGGUGCUGCAGUACCGCGAGGACAUCGUCUCGGCGCGCACGGCAUCCGAGCACCUGGAAGAGAAGCUGAAGGCCGAGAUCUUGUUCCUGAAGGAGCAGAUCCAGGCGGAGCAGUGCCUCAAAGAGAACCUAGAGGACACACUACAGCUGGAGAUCGAGGGCUGCAAGGAGGAGAUCGAGAAUGAUGUUGAGGUUGCGUACACUUCAAAGGAGUUCUCAAGGAGCUGGUUGCGCCAAGAGGGUUGAUUCCUGAUCAUAAGAUGGUUGUCAUUUUCUGGAUGGGAAAAUUAGCACUGUUCCACCACCUAGGAGUCAUUUUAUUUAAAUCUUUAGAAAUUUAAGCGUCAACGAAUUCUAGACCGUCCCAUUUGUUUACUGUUUUCCAGUUUGCGCACCAGCUAGCUCCUCCUUAUCGAACGAUCGCUACAAACCCGAGAGCGGAAGGCUAACGCCUACGAGACGCGAAGCCUCUGCAUGUUUCCAGACGUCACGAUCCCGAGCCAAAUGUUUCCGCAAUUUCAAAUAAAUAAAUAAAUAAAUAAGCUACAAUGGGGAAAAUACUAUAAAUUAUUGCAUCUACAGGUUGGAACGUUUGAGUCGGAAUAGUUUGCAAGCGCGCGAGUAUAAACACGACGAGGCCGUAGUAGAUGAGUUUUUCCUGUCCGGCGUGAUUACGUUUUUACAUUUACGGUAUUUGGAAGACGCUCUUAUCCAGAGCGACUUACGUUUAUAUCAUUUAUACAACUGAGCAAUUGAGGGUUAAGGGACUUGCCCAAGGGCCCAACAGUGGUAGCUUGGCAGUGCUGGGGCUUGAACUCCUGACCUUCUGAUCAGUAACCCAGAGCCUUUAACCACUGAUCCACCAUCGCCACACGUGUUGACGUUCAAUGUCCCCGACGACCUCCGUAGUCCCGUUUAACCAUGUUAUCAACUGCCGUUUUCAAGACGCGUAAAAGCUUAACAAAACCGCGAGUGGAGUAUUCCUGACGUAUUUUACGUCGUAGAAUAUAACGUGAAAACACCUUGAGCUUGUGUUAACCACAGACCUUAUUCCAGGCGUUUAACCAAAAACCCUUCGACUUCGGGAACACGGAACCGGAAGUGCUGAGAUGUUAACUCGUUUCCGUGUUUUUAUGACUCAUUUUUGCAGCACUCUAUUGCUAUUCCACGUUUAUUUCUCUUUCAUAGCUCCAAUGUUCACAUUAAACCGAUUCGGCUCCCCCUAGUGGUGUGGAGUGUUGUAGAAUAUCAGUUCUUUUUGAGUGAAAUGACUUGGAAGUAGUUCCUUUUUCUUUUUGUUUUGUUUUGUUUUUUUUUGUUCUUGUCCUUCAGAACAUGGAGCAAGUACUAGGUAUUUGAUUGAGGUUGCGGUCAAAUCGAAGCUGGUUAAGAAAUUACUUUCUUGCUUAACGCCAAAACAAAAUGGAAGACCCAGUUCCUCUCAUCUGCUCUGAUUCAAAUCUUUGUUUUCCCUCCCCACCCCCUCUCCUUCUCCUUCUCCCUCUCCCUCUCCCUCCAUUGGGGACAUGUGUUCAGACAUCCUGGAAGGUAUGAUUCACUGGCUGACUGUAGGUACAUGUGUGUAGGCUGUCUGUCUCCACUGGUCGUACUAAUUCCAUUUUAACGCUCACAGUACAUAACAUAACACAUCACAUUAAUCUCAUCUGAGCACACUGUGUUCUGGAGUGACCGCACCGCUUACACAGACGUCUAGAAGUAGCCGUGUGGCUGUGUGUUGGUAGCAGACCCUCGUGUGGCAUGCCCUUGUGUGUGGUAGUCUUGUCUGAUGACGUCAGUCACGUUUGUUUCCAUGUCGUAAACGUCAGCAGACGAGGUUAUGGUGCGUUAACGGCCUGUAGAAGGAUAGAGCUGAACUUAUGGCUUGUGAUUGGGAAUGACCGAAGCAAAGACGUGUUUAAAUACGUUGCAACCUUUCGUACGAGCGGUUUGACAAGCAGGGAAGAAAACACAAGAGCGUGUGCCGCUGUUAUAGGAAAAUAAUCGACGACCGUCGAUUAUUUUUUAAUAUCGGCACAUCCUGAUGUUUUAUUCCUCUUAUAACACGGCCAUUUUCCAACGCGAACAGGUUUAAGAUACAAAAGGACAGCAAUGUUAUGACUUGCGUUAUGUUAUAGCAGCGAUAAACCAUCGUUUACUCAGUAUCUUUUUCUAAUUUUUUUAUUCUUUCUCUUAGAGGUCGACCGAUUGAGCGAUUUUGCCGGAACUAUCGGUUAUUUGCAAAAAUCCACACCGAUAGGUUUUCCCGGUUGAAAAAAUCCACACCGAUAGGUUUUCCCGGUUGCGUCCGUUGCGGGAGCGGUCGAGAAGGGUCCGCCGUCGUUAUACAGUACGAGAGCGGCCUCUAGAGGCGAAAUAAAAACCAUCGCUGACCAAUUUUGCCCUGUUAUUUGAAGUGUUUUUAAAAUAAAUUUUUUUAUUUAAAUUUUAAAAUUUAUUUGGGGUGCUACUUUUUGGUUCAGUUUGGAUGUCUGUCUUUUAUUUACUUUAAUAUUUAUUAAUAGUUAAUAUAUAUAUAAAUAUUUAUUUCAUUAAAAAAAGUACAGUACAUGUUCAUAGUACAGUCAGUACUGUUUAUUUUUGUAAUAAAGUUCAGCAGUAUUUUACUUUGAGUGUUAUGUUUUCAUUCAGUAUCAGUUUUAAAAACUAUCGGCCGAUUUAUCGGUAUCGGUAAAAUCCACUAUCGGUCGACCUCUCCUGUCUCUUUGAGUUAAUUAAACAAAAAGCGCAAUCUUUUACAAAACACCGACUCUGGAGUCUCCUGCCAAAAAUGUUAAAUAAACGUCUCCUAAUAGCAAGCGUCACCACGUCAACAAUUAAACUUUUUUCCUUUGUUAAUAAUAACAAACAUGUCUUUGUUUAUUAUUAUUAUUAUUAUUAAUAUUAGAUUAUUGUAAAAAUAAAAGUCCUCGUAUAAGCAAGGAUAACGUAUUAGAACAAGCGCGUUAAUAUAAAAACCAUAAGCCUUGCAUCCAGCACCAUGUGUGUCUUCCGACCAUUCAGCAGCACUGUGGUAAAAUGUACUUGUCCCUGUGUGAUGCUCUGAUAUCUAACCAGCACUAAUGUUCUAGUGUUCUCGCUCUAGAUUAUGCUUUGUCUUGCUAAUGGGACAUUUUAAUCACCAUAUCAAGUCUAGUGCUACAUACCGAUCAUACAGUACACAGCGUUUAAUUCUGACUUCCGUCUCAU